UUUUAUUUCAGUAAUGUUCUGAAACGCAUGGGUGGAAAGUCCUCGAAAGUUGAUGAAUUAUUCUCACACUUUUCAGAGUUGGACAAAACUCAUUUAAUAGUGAUUGGAUUACACAAUGCGGGUAAAACAACCAUUAUGCGAGGUAUGGGUUUGCAAUCCAGCUUGAAGAAUAUUUCCCAGCUAGGAAUGCCCAUACUUACAGCAAAGGUUGGUAAAAAUGUCCACAUUACAGCAUGGGACGUUGGUGGACCUAGAGAGUUACGGUGUAUGUGGGAACAUUAUUUCAGUGUAUCUAAAGGUAUAGUGUUUGUAGUUGAUAGUACCAACAAGGAAACAUUAGCAGAAGCUUCUAUGGAACUAAAUAUCAUUCUGAGUAAAAAGAUAUUAACAGGUGUUCCUUUAAUGGUAAUGGCAAACAAGCAAGAUCUUCCCGAAACGAUGCCUAUUUCUGAUAUUUCAACAAGUCUGCAUCUGUAUGACUUGGACAGAAUGUGGGACAUAAUAGGAACCUGUGGUAUAACUGGAGAUGGCGUUUAUGAAGCCAUGAAAGGAAUUAGUGAAAUGAUGAAAAUACGUCAAAGAGAAACUAGAUAAUAGGAUAGAUCAUGUGGAAAUGAGUCGAGAGAAAACUAGAUAACAUAUAGAUGAUGCAUGUAUAUUCGAAAUCCAGAAAAGGGUAGUUGCUUUUAAGAUCGGAAGUUUGUGGACGGCUUAAUACGCGAUGUGCAUUUGGUAGAUCAAUGAAUUGUUGAGAAAAAGAAAAUAAUAAUUCUUUAUAAAAGGAUGAACAUGUGUGACUGUAGACCAGAAACCAGCUUUUAUAAACUUUUAAGUCAUAGGCAAAAAGAGUUAAGUAACUAUAUAAGUGUUUAUGCUUUUUCGUUUGAAAUGCACCUGUAUUUUUGUUUUACAAUCUGCACUAAAACAGACUCAAGAUAUCACAUUUAAAACUUGCUUUACAUAUUCAACGAAAAUAUUAUGUUUCACUUUUACAUGUAAAUAACAUGUAAAAAUGUCUGAAAAUAAAGCUACACAAAAUUACUU
Mytilus trossulus (common blue mussel) is the source of this 1044-nucleotide messenger RNA. RefSeq names its product ADP-ribosylation factor 1-like. The coding region runs from base 28 to 594 and encodes 188 amino acids. The transcript has 4 exons. NCBI's taxonomy places the organism in Eukaryota, Metazoa, Mollusca, Bivalvia, Mytilida, Mytilidae. Gene Ontology annotation, molecular function: GTP binding; GTPase activity. The record is from RefSeq and is a predicted model, not a curated record. Gene Ontology annotation, biological process: vesicle-mediated transport; intracellular protein transport. Gene Ontology annotation, cellular component: cytoplasm.